UUUUACACAUAAACAUUUUGUUCUUUUUUUCUUCUCUCAUUGUUCACAUUCUUUUGUUGCAUUUCCCCCAUUUGUUCAAGCAAUGACUCCCAACAUCAAGCCUUCGAGUGCCUCUAAUAAAGUGGACUUUUACAAAGAUCUGGAAUCGAUGAUUCAGAGUCUUGUCGAUGGUCAACGCAAUUGGGUGACGAAUUUGGCAAACACAUCAGCAGUGAUCUAUCAUGGACUACGUGAAGUAACAGGGAAACCCAUCAACUGGGUUGGAUUCUAUGUGCUGGACCAGGAUGAAGCAUCCAAGGGGAAAGAUGCAUUGAUCUUGGGGCCCUUUCAAGGAAAGAUUGCCUGUACCAACAUUGCGUUUGGUCGUGGUGUCUGUGGUACAGCCGCAGCAGAGAACCGGACAUUAUUAGUCAAGGAUGUACAUCAAUUCCCUGGACAUAUCGCCUGCGAUGCAGCUUCUCAAUCUGAAAUCGUAGUCCCAUUGGAAUUGGAUGGUAGAGUUAUAGGUGUCCUUGACUUGGAUUGUGAAGAGACCGAGGGCUUUGAUGAAGUGGAUCAGGCCGGAUUAGAGACUGUGGCCAAGAUCUUAAUCAAGGCAUGCGACUGGCGUGGCGUGGUUGGGGCAUAGAGAU
This is a messenger RNA of Lobosporangium transversale, 632 nucleotides long. Its product is annotated as GAF domain-like protein. Lineage: Eukaryota; Fungi; Mortierellomycota; Mortierellomycetes; Mortierellales; Mortierellaceae. The record is from RefSeq and is a predicted model, not a curated record. Gene Ontology annotation, molecular function: protein binding; L-methionine (R)-S-oxide reductase activity. The coding region runs from base 83 to 628 and encodes 181 amino acids. The transcript is spliced from 3 exons. Gene Ontology annotation, cellular component: cytosol.